Molecule: messenger RNA, 7163 nt
Organism: Salvia miltiorrhiza (redroot sage)
Lineage: Eukaryota; Viridiplantae; Streptophyta; Magnoliopsida; Lamiales; Lamiaceae
Product: DExH-box ATP-dependent RNA helicase DExH12-like
Exons: 5
Coding region: 298-6816 (2172 amino acids)
Cellular component (GO): nucleus
Molecular function (GO): ATP hydrolysis activity; nucleic acid binding; ATP binding
Source: RefSeq, a predicted model, not a curated record
AUCCAGAAUAUUUUCGGCUCCUAUAAAACGCAUGGCUCAUGUUAAUUAUCAUGAGUGGGCCAGUGAAGUGUGGCCCAUCAUAAGCAAUAUUGUACAAACUUUCUGUUCCUACAAAACACGCCCUGCAAUUGAAAAAAAAUCAAAACCUUAUGGAAAUAAACGAGUUCUCGCACUCUCGCACUCUUUGUUUCUAACCUUCUUAAACCCUUCUCCCUCGUCUGCAUCUUCAAUUCCAGAGCUUGGGGACACAGCAGCGGAUUGAAGAAGAGGGAACCUUGUUAACUGUUGACGGGCAAGAUGGCUCAUCCAGGUGGCGGAGCUGAAGCGCAUGCUCGGUUCAAGCAGUAUGAGUACAGAGCAAACUCGAGUCUUGUUCUUACCACGGACUCUCGACCUCGUGACACCCAUGAGCCAACUGGGGAGCCAGAGUCAUUGUGGGGGAAGAUUGACCCUAAAUCCUUCGGUGACAGGGCAUACAGAGAUAAACCUCCUGAGUUGGAGGAGAAGCUUAAGAAAUCUAAAAAGAAGAAGGAGCGGGAGCCUGCUCUUGAUGCUGCUCCGCCGAGGAGCAAGAAGAGGCGUCUUCAGGAGGAGAGUGUCCUCACCUCAUCGGAUGAAGGUGUUUACCAGCCCAAGACCAAGGAAACAAGAGCUGCCUAUGAAGCCAUGCUCAGUGUUAUUCAGCAACAACUGGGUGGGCAGCCCUUGAACAUUGUCAGUGGUGCUGCUGAUGAGAUUUUGGCUGUUCUCAAGAAUGAGACCAUCAAGAAUCCUGAGAAGAAAAAGGAGAUUGAGAAGUUGUUGAACCCCAUAACUAGCACUACUUUUGAUGACCUAGUUUCCCUUGGGAAACGCAUUACUGAUUACCAUGAUGGUGGCGACGCUGGUGAUACUGCCGUUAAUAGAGAUGAUGGACUUGAUGAUGAUGUUGGUGUUGCUGUGGAGUUCGAGGAGAAUGAAGAGGAAGAGGAAGAGAGUGAUCUGGAUAUGGUACCCGAGGAUGAAGAGGACGACGAUGAUGUAACUGAAGUAGAUGGUUCUGGGGCCAUGCAGAUGGGUGGGAUUGAUGACGAUGAGGAACAGGAAGCUUUGGAGGGAAUGACAUUGAACGUGCAGGAUAUUGAUGCAUAUUGGCUUCAGAGGCAGAUCACACAGGCGUAUGACCAGAAGAUUGAUCCGCAACAGAGUCAGAAACUCGCUGAAGAGGUUCUUAAAAUCCUUGCCGAAGGCGACGAUCGUGAAGUUGAGACAAAGCUGUUGGUGCAUCUACAGUUUGAUAAGUUUAGUCUUAUCAAAUUUUUAUUGCGUAACCGGUUGAAAGUAGUGUGGUGCACCCGCCUGGCAAGGGCUGAAGACCAAGAGAAGAGAAAGGAGAUUGAAGAAGAAAUGGUAGGUCUAGGGUCAGAUCUUGCUGCCAUCCUGGAGCAGUUGCAUGCCACUAGAGCGACAGCCAAGGAGAGGCAAAAGAACUUGGAGAAAAGUAUUAGGGAGGAGGCUCGCCGACUCAAGGACGAAACUGGUGGGGAUGGUGGACGUGAGCGUCGGGAUCUGGUUGAUAGAGAUGCUGAUGGUGGUUGGUUAAAGGGACAGCGGCAACUUCUUGACCUUGACAACCUUGCCUUUCAACAAGGUGGCUUGCUGAUGGCCAACAAAAAAUGUGAGCUUCCAGUGGGUUCUUAUAGAAAUCAUAAGAAGGGUUAUGAAGAAGUUCAUGUACCAGCUUUGAAGCCCAAGCCAUUGGCUGAUAACGAAAAGCUUGUGAAGAUAUCUGACCUGCCCGACUGGGCGCAACCAGCUUUCAGAGGAAUGAGCCAGUUGAACAGGGUACAGAGUAAGGUUUAUGAUUCUGCACUUUUCACACCAGAAAAUAUCUUGUUAUGUGCUCCUACUGGGGCUGGGAAAACAAAUGUUGCUAUGCUUACCAUACUUCAGCAAAUUGGUCUGAAUAGGAAUAAUGAUGGGUCUUACAACCAUAGCAAUUAUAAGAUUGUGUAUGUCGCACCUAUGAAGGCUCUGGUGGCCGAGGUUGUAGGCAACCUUUCUAAUCGCCUGGAGCCAUAUGGUGUCAAGGUUAGAGAACUGAGUGGAGAUCAGUCAUUGACGCGUCAGCAGAUUGAGGAAACUCAAAUUAUAGUGACAACCCCUGAGAAGUGGGAUAUUAUUACCAGGAAAUCAGGUGAUCGUACUUAUACACAGCUUGUAAAACUCCUGAUUAUUGAUGAGAUCCAUCUUCUGCAUGAUAAUAGAGGUCCUGUGCUCGAAAGUAUAAUUGCAAGAACUGUUCGUCAAAUUGAAACUACUAAAGAGCACAUUCGGCUUGUUGGCUUAUCUGCUACACUUCCAAAUUAUGAAGAUGUUGCUAUAUUUUUACGAGUUAAACUAGACAAGGGGCUGUUCCACUUUGAUAAUAGCUACCGGCCUGUUCCUUUGGCUCAGCAGUAUGUCGGGAUUACAGUAAAGAAACCGUUACAAAGAUUUCAAUUGAUGAAUGAUGUUUGCUAUGAGAAGGUGAUCAGCGUCGCUGGAAAGCAUCAGGUGUUGAUCUUUGUGCACUCAAGGAAGGAGACAACAAAAACUGCCCGCGCAAUUCGUGACACGGCCCUUGCUAAUGAUACUCUGAGUAAAUUCUUGAAGGAGGAUAGUGCAAGUCGUGAAAUUCUCCAGUCUCAUACAGAGCUGGUUAAGAGCAGCGAUCUUAAGGACCUAUUGCCAUAUGGUUUUGCAAUUCAUAAUGCUGGGAUGGUUAGAGCUGAUCGCCAAAUUGUUGAAGAGCUUUUCGCAGAUGGGCAUGUGCAAGUCUUGGUUUCUACUGCAACUCUAGCUUGGGGUGUUAAUUUGCCUGCUCAUACUGUUAUUAUCAAAGGUACUCAAAUCUACAAUCCUGAAAAAGGAGCAUGGACUGAGUUGAGUCCUCUAGAUGUCAUGCAGAUGCUUGGCCGUGCUGGAAGGCCUCAAUAUGACACUUAUGGUGAAGGAAUCAUUAUAACAGGGCAUAGUGAGCUGCAAUAUUAUCUGUCUUUGAUGAAUCAACAGCUGCCUAUUGAAAGUCAGUUUAUUUCAAAAUUGGCUGAUCAGUUAAAUGCAGAGAUUGUCCUUGGAAGUGUACAGAAUGCUAGAGAAGCAUGCAAAUGGCUCUCAUACACUUACCUUUUUGUUCGAAUGGUGCGUAAUCCUACCCUUUAUGGUUUGGCACCCGAUGUUUUGAAGACAGAUGAGACCUUGGAGGAAAGGAGAGCUGAUCUGAUUCAUUCAGCAGCAACAAUACUGGACAAGAAUAAUCUUGUGAAGUAUGACAGGAAAAGUGGAUAUUUCCAGGUCACGGACUUGGGUCGCAUUGCUAGCUAUUACUAUAUAACUCACGGGACUAUUUCAACGUACAAUGAGCAUUUGAAGCCAACAAUGGGUGAUAUCGAACUUUGUCGUCUCUUCUCCCUUAGUGAAGAGUUCAAGUACGUCUCUGUGAGACAAGAUGAGAAGAUGGAGCUGGUCAAGCUCUUAGAGCGAGUCCCAAUACCAAUCAAAGAGAGUCUUGAGGAACCGAGUGCCAAAAUUAAUGUUCUUCUUCAAGCCUAUAUUUCACAGUUGAAGCUUGAAGGACUAUCAUUGACAUCUGAUAUGGUUUAUAUCACUCAGAGUGCUGGGCGUCUGAUGAGAGCGCUAUUUGAGAUAGUUGUAAAAAGGGGAUGGGCACAAUUGGCAGAGAAGGCUCUAAAACUGUGUAAAAUGAUAGGCAAGAGAAUGUGGAGCGUGCAGACACCACUUCGUCAAUUCCAUGGUAUUCCAAAUGAAAUCUUGAUGAAGUUGGAAAAGAAAGAUUUGUCCUGGGAAAGGUACUAUGAUCUCUCUUCACAGGAGAUCGGAGAACUUGUCCGUUUCCCUAAAAUGGGAAGAACACUUCAUAGAUGUAUUCACCAGUUCCCAAAACUAAACCUGGUUGCACAUGUUCAACCCAUUACUCGCUCUGUUUUGAAGGUUGAACUGACAAUUACGCCGGAUUUCCAGUGGGAUGACAAGGUCCAUGGAUAUGUUGAGCCUUUCUGGAUUAUUGUUGAGGAUAAUGAUGGGGAACAUAUUCUUCAUCACGAAUAUUUCAUGUUGAAGAAGCAGUAUGUAGAUGAGGAUCACACGCUGAAUUUCACCGUUCCUAUAUAUGAACCACUACCUCCUCAGUAUUUCAUCAGUGUUGUGUCUGAUAGGUGGCUAGGGUCACAGACUGUUCUCCCCGUUUCUUUCAGGCACCUCAUUUUGCCUGAGAAAUAUCCUCCUCCAACUGAGUUGCUUGAUUUGCAACCCCUACCCGUUACAGCAUUGAGGAAUCCAGCGUAUGAAUCCCUAUAUCAACAGUUCAAGCAUUUCAAUCCUGUUCAAACCCAGGUCUUCACUGUCCUGUAUAACUCAGAUGACAAUGUUUUGGUUGCUGCACCGACUGGUAGUGGGAAGACCAUAUGUGCUGAGUUUGCUAUUUUGAGAAAUCAUCAAAAGGGACCUGAAAGUACCAUGAGGGCUGUCUAUAUUGCUCCUAUUGAAGCUCUCGCAAAGGAAAGGUAUCAGGAUUGGAAGAAGAAAUUUGGAGAGGGUCUUGGAAUGAAGGUAGUUGAGUUAACUGGGGAGACUGCAACAGACUUGAAACUUCUCGAGAAAGGUCAAAUAAUCAUAAGCACUCCUGAGAAAUGGGAUGCUUUAUCUCGCCGAUGGAAACAAAGGAAGCAUGUUCAGCAGGUUAGUGUGUUCAUUAUUGAUGAACUUCAUUUGAUUGGAGGUCAAGGUGGGCCUAUCCUGGAGGUCAUAGUCUCUAGGAUGAGGUACAUUGCUAGUCAGCUGGAGAACAAGAUUCGUAUUGUUGCCCUGUCAAGUUCUCUUGCAAAUGCCAAGGAUUUGGGAGAAUGGAUUGGCGCUACAUCCCACGGUCUUUUCAAUUUCCCUCCUGGUGUUAGGCCUGUACCUUUGGAAAUUCACAUCCAAGGUGUUGACAUCGCUAAUUUUGAAGCAAGGAUGCAAGCCAUGACAAAACCUACAUACACAGCAAUUGUGCAGCAUGCUAAGAACGGUAAACCUGCCAUUGUAUUUGUUCCUACCAGGAAGCAUGCCCGUAUGACUGCGGUGGACUUGAUGACUUAUUCAAGUGUGGAUAGUGAACAAAAACCCUUGUUCUUAUUACAGUCUUCAGAAGAGUUGGCUCCCUUUGUUGCCAACAUAAAGGAACCUAUGUUGAAGGAGACUAUUCAGUUUGGUGUGGGUUAUUUGCAUGAAGGCCUAAGCAGUACAGAUCAGGAUAUAGUAAAGACAUUGUUUGAAACAGGUUGCAUUCAAGUCUGUGUGAUGAGCAGUACAAUGUGUUGGGGAGUCCCACUUUCUGCUCAUCUGGUAGUGGUUAUGGGAACACAGUACUAUGAUGGCAGAGAAAAUGCUCAUAGUGAUUAUCCAGUCACUGAUUUACUGCAGAUGAUGGGUCAUGCCAGUCGACCGCUAGUAGACAAUUCUGGAAAAUGCGUCAUCCUCUGUCAUGCCCCACGCAAAGAAUAUUACAAGAAAUUCCUCUAUGAAGCUUUCCCGGUUGAAAGCCAUUUGCAUCAUUAUCUGCAUGAUAAUCUAAAUGCCGAGGUGGUGGUUGGGGUCAUCCAAAACAAGCAGGAUGCCGUGGACUACCUGACUUGGACAUUUAUCUAUAGAAGGCUGACUCAGAACCCAAACUAUUACAAUCUUCAAGGUGUCAGUCACAGGCAUCUCUCAGAUCACCUGUCCGAGCUCGUGGAGAGCACCAUCAGUGAUCUAGAAGCGAGUAAAUGUGUUGAAGUUGAGGAUGACUAUUUACUGGCCCCUGCAAAUCUUGGCCUGAUUGCUUCUUAUUACUAUAUUAGUUACACAACAAUUGAGCGCUUCAGUUCCUCUCUGACUUCUAAAACAAAGAUGAAGGGUCUCUUGGAAAUCUUGGCUUCAGCCUCAGAGUACGAGCAGCUUCCAAUAAGACCUGGAGAAGAAGAGUUGAUAAGAAGGUUAAUACAUCAUCAGCGCUUCUCCUUUGAAAAUCCCAAGUACACGGAUCCAAAUGUCAAAGCAAAUGCACUACUGCAAGCUCACUUCUCCAGGCAGACAAUUGGUGGAGAUUUGUCUUCUGACCAGCAGGAGGUGCUUAUCUAUGCAAGCAGGCUUCUUCAGGCCAUGGUUGAUGUAAUUUCGAGCAAUGGCUGGCUCAGCCUGGCCCUUCUUGCCAUGGAAGUAAGUCAGAUGGUAACGCAGGGAAUGUGGGAGCGCGAUUCAAUGCUCCUCCAACUUCCUCACUUCACCAAGGAAUUGGCUAAGAGGUGCCAGGAAAAUCCUGGGAAAAAUAUUGAGACAAUCUUCGAUCUGCUGGAAAUGGAGGAUGAUGAAAGGCGGGAGCUAUUGCAAAUCUCUGAUACACAGUUGAUGGACAUUGCUCGGUUUUGUAAUCGCUUUCCCAACAUUGAUCUGACCUAUGAUGUGCUGAACAGUGAGAAUGUCACAUGUGGGGAGAAAGUUUAUGUACAAGUCAGCCUCGAACGUGAUCUUGAAGGAAGAACAGAGGUUGGACCUGUUGACGCCCCCAGAUAUCCUAAAUCGAAAGAAGAGGGAUGGUGGCUGGUGGUUGGUGAUACCAAAACCAGUCAGUUGCUUGCUAUCAAAAGGGUCACUUUCCAGAGGAAGUCCAGGGUGAAACUCGACUUUGAUGCACCUACAGAACCCGGAAAAAAGACAUACACACUAUAUUAUAUGUGCGAUUCUUAUCUAGGUUGUGAUCAAGAGUAUAGCUUCACUGUGGACGUCAAGGAAGCAGGAACACUGGAAGAGGAUAGUUAGAUGAUGGUUCCCUGCUGGCCUAACCUGCUUGACAACGCGUCAUCCUAUUUCACUGUGGUGCAUAUCGUACUGCGGCUAGCUGUUGGAACUCCCGGACACUUACUGCGUCUAGCUUCUGCAGUUUUUCGUUGGUUUGAACUCGUAUAAGUAAACAUCUAUUUAUCCCUGUGUUCUGUAACAACUACCGGUCUGCUCGCAAUUUUUGGCUUAGCCAUGAGAAUGUUACUCCUGUUGUAAUUUGGUUGGUAUUUUCCAUUAUAUUCUGCUUUUGAAUGUUGGUUGGCAUGGGGGAACAAAUUUGACAUUUGUUGAUGAAAUCCAACAUGAAGGUAACAAAUUUAAAAUUA